CUCUCUCCAUCGUCUCCUGGUGCCCUGGGCCCCUCCGCAUCCGAACCUGGGGGGAGGAUGAGGUUGGUGGCCUUUGACCGUACUCGCCUCCCGCCGGGCCAGCAUCUAACUAAGCCCGCCUGGCCGCCCUUCUCGGGCGCGCAGUUGUCUCGAGUGUGGGUACCCACCUCCACCCCCACCCUCACCCGGGUGAACUAGCGGGGGUUCUAGAGAGUGCCGGCUCCCAGUGAGCCCUCUCCAACAGCUGCGGGCCACGAGAUCCUGAGAACCUGGGCCCAGCGCUCAGCCCAGGCCCGCCCCUUCCCGGGCAGCCCCGUCGCUCCGCGUCCUAGGGGGCGGGCGGGAAGGAUGGGACCCCCGCCUAGGAGGCGCGCAGGCGCCGCCGAGCGCGGGAGAGAAAGAGUUAAACUAGGUGCCGGCGCCGGGCGCGGCGGGAGUGGGGGAGGGGAGCGAAGAGAAAGUGAGAGCGGGGGCGGAGCGGGGACGGGAGCGAAAGAACAUCCUGUGCCCGUCGCCGGAUGCGCGCGGGGGGAGGAGGUAGUCCGGGGAGGGAGAGCAAGACCGGGGGAGGCCCGGGACGGGGAAAGGCGCGGCCUCCUUCCCCCCGCCGCAACCUCCUCCUCUGGGGGCGCUGGCCCCCUCUGCUCCCCGCGCCUUAGGCUGAGCUACCCGGAGGCCCCAGGAUCUGGUUCCUGGGCAGGAGUAAGCGCUAGCUGGGGAGAUGAUCUCGGAGAGUGUGGGAUCCACGUUAAGGCAGGGGCGGCCCCCAGCCUUUCAUCUCUUGGCUUUCUGCAAGGGAAGCUCGCACGUGUUGAGCGUCCCCUGUGCACCGAAAGUACACACAUUAUCUCAGUCCUGACAGCGGCACUUCCAGGCAGUAGACAGGAAUUCAUAGACUCGCAUUCUAGAGGAGGAAACAGACUCAGAUUAUGGAAUUUGUCCAAACCCCACACUGUUGGGAUGUGAAUGCAAGCCUGUCGGACUGCAAAGGGCUUUUCACUGGAGUUUAGGGCAGAACCAGAAGAAAUGGGCCUUAGGUGUGGCAGGAGGGAGUUAGGUUGCAGCCAAGAAAGAACACUUUUUGGAGGUCUUUAAAGAACAGGUGAGCCUUACCUGUGCUUAGGAAGUGAGGGUUGCAGAAUCGGCUCCAUGGGAUGGAGGGGCCAGUAACUCUGGGUCCCACCCUGGAGAAGGGCAGAGCAAGGACCUUGUCUUGAGGGAUUUAUUCUCAGAUCCACCAAAGUAGCCUGGGAACCUAAAUGACAGUUCCCAUCAGGCAGCCGUUUUCUGCUCGGAGUUCAGUGGAGAUGCGAUGGGGUUGCAUGGCAGUGGGGAGGCUUCCAUGGGCUUCUACUCACCCCUCACCACAGGGAGUUCAUGUAGUCACCCACCUUGGGGCUAAAUAGAGUGCCAGGAAUGAUGACCCUUGAGGAGGGCUGAGGACAGGAAUAGAAUGGCCACCCAGGAGUGUUGCUUGUUCCCUGCCUGCUGCCUAGGGUGUACUGGGCCAAGGCUCUGAGUGGGCAGGCCUGGCUGGCCGCAGCAUCAUUGGAGAUGCUGUUUCCCUACCUCCUUCCAUCCUGGGUGCAGCCCAGGACCCAGAGCCUUCUGUCCCAGUUCUCCCAAAAAGGGAUCAGGGCCAGGUAGGUGAACACCUGUUCUGGUGCAGCAUGCUCAGCACUGGCUGUGGGCGUGGCCCUAGUUUGGAGCUGGCCACUUGCCUGUUCUGCAACAGAGAGUGGGGACAGAAGUUGCGGGGAGACCCUGGUGGGGAAGAGGGAAGGGUCUGGUCUCACCUGCCCCAUCCUAGUGGUGGGGAUCAAGACCUCCACAGGUGGGCUCACAUCCUCUGGGGUGGUGGCAUCUUCUGACUCCAGAGGACCUCACAAGCCGCCUCAUAUCCCUGGGGAGGCUGAGAGGUGAUACUUCCAAAUUUAGCUGAAAGGCACAGACUUACCCACAUUUUAAUCCUGGAGUUUUAGAAUGGUAAAUCCGAAUCCCUUUAGGUUACAAAUGCAGAAACAGACUAAGGCAAAGGCGAUCCCUUUCUCCUCCAAGGUCACUCUGGUUAGAAGGGUCUGGAGCCCCAGUUACUAGAUGCUGUCAUUGUUCUGCCGCCAAGUCCUUAAAGAAUGGCAGAACAUGACUUAAACCACCUGCUAAGUACAAGAUUCUAUGCUGGAGAUGCAAAGGUAGCUGUCCUCAAGAGCACUUUGUCAAACAGGUAAACUUCAGGGCAACAUGCAGAUGCUGGAAAAGGGUGGAUUUGCCUCAAGAGUCUGUGCAUGCUUUCUAAGAUACUCCCCUCCUUUUCAUCCUCUGAUGCGGGGAGGGAACCCUACCUGAAGAAACACCCCAAGGCCCAGGGGUAGAUCUAGGGUGGAGAGAUCACAUAUGGGAGGGCCCGGAAAGAAAAGGAACAGGGUUGUCAAUGGGCAUACCCCAAACACCUCACCCAGAAAUGCCCUAAGGCCCCAGCCCGGAAAUGGACCUCUGCUGCCCUCUAAUGGUGGAAAGGCAGCCUCUGGAGCUACCUGCUGGGGUCCCCCCUUAAAGAAGAGGAGAUGUGAAGGACACUUCUGCCCUCUCCCCUUUUAUUCCCCUUCUGUCUUAUGCUUCAUCUCCUGUGGUCUCUAAAGCAGAACCUUCUCUUUUUUUUUUUGAAAUGGAGUCUUGCUCUGUCGCUUAGGUUGGAGUACAGUGGCGUGUCAGCUCACUGCAACCUCAACCUCCCAGGCUUAAGCGAUUCUCCUGCCUCAGUCCCCUGAGUAGCUGGGAUUACAUGUGUGCGCCACAAUGCCUGGCUAAUUUUUUUGUAUUUUUAAUAGAGACAAGGUUUCACCAUAUUGGCCAGGCUGGUCUCGAACUGCUGACCUCAAGUGAUCUGCCUGCCUUGGCCUCCCAAAGUGCUGGGAUUACAAGUGUGGGCCAUGGUGCCUGGCCCCAUCUGUUCUCGAGCACUCCUGGCUGCCCCAUUUCCUGACCACUGCCCUCCAUCCCAUUAUCUCCCCAGUUUCCUUUGUUGCCUAGGUUCCAAUUCUGGUACCCUGGUUCCUGACCCUGCCAGAGUUCUGGUUCCGGAAGGCCCCCCACAGGUGCCUUGGGCCUAGCUCUCACCUGGGCCCAGGGCAACACUGAAGACAUGGGCAAGAGCAUCCCCCAAUACCUGGGGCAACUGGACAUCCGCAAAAGCGUAGUCAGCCUGGCCACAGGCGCCGGGGCGAUCUACCUGCUCUACAAGGCCAUCAAGGCUGGCAUAAAAUGCAAACCACCCCUCUGUAGCAACUCACCCAUCUGCAUCGCCCGCCUGGCAGUCGAGCGAGAGCGGCACGGGCGGGACUCAGGUGAGCUCCGGAGGCUCCUCAACUCUUUGGAGUGCAAACAGGAUGAGUAUGCCAAGAGCAUGAUCCUGCACAGUAUCACUCGCUGUGUGUACUUGCUGGAGGCUGAGGCCUCUGCUUGUACUACGGAUGACAUCGUGUUGCUGGGCUACAUGCUGGAUGACAAGGACAACAGUGUCAAAACCCAAGCUCUGAAUACACUUAAAGCUUUCUCUGGCAUCAGAAAAUUCAGGCUCAAAAUCCAGGAACACUCCAUCAAAGUACUCGAACUGAUCUCCACCAUCUGGGACACGGAACUGCACAUUGCGGGCCUCAGACUCCUCAACAACCUUCCACUGCCCGACUAUGUGCAUCCACAGCUGCGACGGGUGAUGCCUGCCUUGAUGGAGAUCCUGCAGUCAGACUACAUCCUGGCACAGGUGCAAGCCGUACGACUGCUGAGCUACCUGGCACAGAAGAAUGACCUUCUCUAUGACAUUCUCAACUGCCAGGUUCACUCCAACUUCCUAAACCUGUUCCAGCCCACACAGUCAGGGAGUCUCCUGUAUGAGGUACUGGUGUUUGCUGAGCGGCUGAGUGAGGGCCGGAACGCACCCCACUACCACGUGGUGAAAUGGCAUUACAACGAACAGUCCCUGCAUGAAUCCCUCUUUGGGGAAGAGUCCCGACUGGCAGACCGACUACUUGCCCUGGUCAUCCACCCUGAGGAAGAUGUUCAGAUCCAGGCCUGCAAGGUCAUUGUCAGCCUGCAGUAUCCCCAGGACUUGAGAGCCCGGCCCUCCUCCUGCCAGCCCAGUCGUUCCUACUUUAAAAACACGGAAUAAAAUUAAGGAGAGCCAAUAAAUGAGUAUAGGAGAGAAACUUGAAGUUUCUUGAAGCUCGAAUGUCUGUUGGUGGCCUUCCAGGGCUGGGUGGAGAUUUCAUUCAGCAUAACCUCUGCUCCAGAGUGUGGUACAGCAUGGGCUUAUCUCUCAAAACACAUCCCCACUUCUAUGUUUGGGGGACUAGCUCCCCUCUUCUCUUGCUGCUUUUC
Molecule: messenger RNA, 4374 nt
Organism: Homo sapiens (human)
Lineage: Eukaryota; Metazoa; Chordata; Mammalia; Primates; Hominidae
Gene: ARMC12
Product: armadillo repeat containing 12
Exons: 7
Coding region: 3143-4165 (340 amino acids)
Biological process (GO): sperm mitochondrial sheath assembly; flagellated sperm motility
Cellular component (GO): nucleus; mitochondrial outer membrane
Source: RefSeq, a predicted model, not a curated record